Messenger RNA from Pogona vitticeps (central bearded dragon), 750 nucleotides. It is a transcript of the gene CISD1, whose product is annotated as CDGSH iron sulfur domain 1. NCBI's taxonomy places the organism in Eukaryota, Metazoa, Chordata, Lepidosauria, Squamata, Agamidae. The record is from RefSeq and is a predicted model, not a curated record. Gene Ontology annotation, cellular component: mitochondrial outer membrane; intracellular membrane-bounded organelle. Gene Ontology annotation, molecular function: 2 iron, 2 sulfur cluster binding. Gene Ontology annotation, biological process: regulation of autophagy.
AGUUCUCUUCUUGGGGCUUUCCUUUGCCCCGCCUCCCACCUCCUUUCCUUAAGCAACAGAGAGCAGCCGUGCAGCGUGAUCGAGGGGGACUGGAAUCAUGGGAGUCGGGUCGAACAGUUCUGUAAGGGUUGAAUGGGUUGUAGCAGUCUCAUGUGCAGCAGGAGCAGCAGCCAUUGGGUAUCUUGCUUACAAAAAGUUCUUCAGCAAGGACAAAUGUUGUAGUGGUAUGGUAAACCUCCAUAUUCAGAAGGAUAAUCCCAAGGUAGUUCAUGCAUUUGACAUGGAAGAUUUGGGGGAAAAAGCUGUGUAUUGUCGAUGUUGGAGGUCUAAGAAGUUCCCGUUGUGUGAUGGCUCUCACACAAAACAUAAUGAUGAAACAGGAGACAAUGUGGGACCUCUGAUCAUCAAGAGGAAAGAUGCUUAAAGAACAAAGAUGAGAAAGAACAUGAAAACAAUCCCAUCACAGUGCUUUCUGCUCACUUAUAAUUGGUGUGAAAAUGAGUUCUUAAGUCAUUUCACUGAAGACUUUAGAUGUGGUAUACAGUGCAUUGCAGCACAUGUAAUUCAUGUUGUUUGCCUUGCUUAACACACUACAGAAUAUAUGUUAUGAAUAAAUACUCAUGAUUUGCUGGGUUGUUUUGUCAUGUAAAGUGUAUCUUCUCAUAAAUGUUAAAAAACCAACAAUACUUUUGAAUGUACUCUGAAGUAUGUAUUAGAAUGAUACAUUAAAUUAUUUUCAAAUAUACAAUA